Molecule: messenger RNA, 4456 nt
Organism: Cryptotermes secundus
Lineage: Eukaryota; Metazoa; Arthropoda; Insecta; Blattodea; Kalotermitidae
Exons: 16
Coding region: 33-3383 (1116 amino acids)
Cellular component (GO): membrane; cell surface; cytoplasmic microtubule
Source: RefSeq, a predicted model, not a curated record
AACGAGUUCGCAGCACACAGAUUCAUAACAAUAUGUUGCGCUAUGCGCACCUCAGUCACUUGAUCCUCGGAUUGCUUCUGUUGGCUACUUCCCUGGCACACGUUCAAGGAGCGGCGACUCCCAUUUUCACGAGGGGUGGAUUGCAACUUUUCCAAAGCCGAACACGAGCAACAGACUGUCAACUGAUUCUACCAGACGGGACGAACUGCACGUAUCAACCUGGCACAACACCUGCGCCCCCCCACAAGGAAUGCAGUUUUCCAAACGAUAUGGGCAUGCGUAAUUACUGCCUUUUUCAAGUGUCUGUCACAAGUAAACACUUGAGUGGUAUUUACAGUUUAUCUUAUACGAACAGCUCUGGAGACUUCCAAGAAGAUAUAUAUAAUCUUUAUCUCCUUGGAGGUGGCGUUCCUAUUUCUGCAUUAAGGGUCAUAGAAAAUGAAAAUAUUUAUCUACGAAUUGAAUAUUCUGUUCCGGGUACUAUGAACUGUGACGUAAUUUAUCCGAAUGGCACGACAGAGGAACUCAUUUCCAGUUCCUCGCAGUCCUCACCAAAUCACUGGGGGAGAAAAGAUGAAUGUGGGGUUAAAAUUGAUGGUGUGUCCCAACAACAUAGUGGCCUUUGGAAACUUUUAAUCUCCAGCGAUGAAGCAUAUAUAUACGACGAAUUUAGUGUAUAUGUCACACCACUGAGCAGUAUCAACACCAGACCCAGACCUCCGAUAGAAUGGCCUUUCGGCGGGCCAGGGAGUGUGUCCAUGUCACAUGCAAACAGUAAAUACUGCGAACUUUGGAAUCCAAGGAAAGAGUUGGUCCAGCACACGCUGUCUGGUUGCAAUUAUGUACAAUCUAUUGUUACGGAUGCUGAUAACGGCAACUGGACCUUCGUUUUUGGAGUGAAUGGAAAGUUCUCUGAGGAGUCAUUUACACAAGAAAUCAAAGUUAUAAAAGAGCUCUUCAAAGUGAAUGCUACCGAGUCAGAGAGGUUCCCAGGUGGAUUGGACCUGCUGUGUAGUGUGUCCCCAGGAGAAAUAUCAGACUGCCGUUUUACUCGACCAGAUGGUAAAGUGUUUCUUUCGGCUGAAGGCCUGGGGAACGCUGACUACAGCUACUUCGGUGAUGGCUUCCGUAAUGGGGACUGUGGCCUGACAAUUCAUCAGCUGAAAGAAGCAGACAAAGGAUGGUGGAAUUGCUUAGUAAAAACUGGGGCAAAAACAAAAUCUGGUUUCCUUAACGUCUUAGCUACUGAAGUUUCAGAUCCUGAUGAAGGAAACCAUGAAGCCCUGGUGACUCUGCAGAAGGGAUCAGAUGUGUAUUUAUCAUGUAGCGCCCACAAUGCGCUGGAGUACUGCUGGUUUCAACACCCCAGUGGCUAUCACUUCAAGUUCUCAACAGAGACUGUUCUUUCUGGACUGCAAGAGAACACCCAGCCCCGUUCAUACAAGUAUGAUGACACACUGCAUCUGGGAAUCUGUGCUAUUAGAGUGGGUGAUGCAGAUGUCAAUGUGGACUCAGGAGAGUGGACAUGUCAUCUAGGAGUUCCAGGAAGUCCUGAGGAAGACCACUCAGUACCGAUCACAGUACGAGUGUCAGAAAGUGGUGUUAUAAGCUUGGACAAAGAAGUGGUCUUUUCUAAUGGAUUCGCCGUUCUGAAAUGCUACUCAGUUCCUAUAGGAAAACCUCUGCAGUAUUGUCGCUUCCUUCGUCCAGAUGGAAAUGGAUUCAAUGUUGUACCAGGAAACAACAGUGUGGUGCUAGGCCGGUACCAGUACGAAGCAGAGGGGUUGGAGAAGGGUGAGUGUGGUCUGAGAAUACAUUCAGAAAGUGCCACUGCCGAAGACAUAGGAAAGUGGACCUGUGUGGCGAAGCUGCAAGGAAAGGCGCAGGAAGAACAAGACUUCAUUACGUUGAGAAGGAUUGUUUCAGAUCCCGAUGAAGGAAACCAUGAAGCCCUUGUGACUCUGCAGAAGGGCUCAGAUGUGUAUUUAUCAUGUAGAGCCCACAGCGCGCUUGAGUACUGCUGGUUCCGACACCCAAGUGGCUAUCACUUCAAGUUCUCAACAGAGACUGUUCUUUCUGGACUGCAAGAGAACACCCAGCCCCGUUCAUACAAGUAUGAUGACACACUGCAUCUGGGAAUCUGUGCUAUUAGAGUGGGUGAUGCAGAUGUCAAUGUGGACUCAGGAGAGUGGACAUGUCAUCUAGGAGUUCCAGGAAGUCCUGAGGAAGACCACUCAGUACCGAUCACAGUAGGAGUGUCAGAAAGUGGUGUUAUAAGCUUGGACAAAGAAGUGGUCUUUUCUAACGGAUUCGCCGUUCUGAAAUGCUACUCAGUUCCUAUAGGAAAACCUCUGCAGUAUUGUCGCUUCCUUCGUCCAGAUGGAAAAGGAUUCAAUGUUGUACCAGGAAACAACAGUGUGGUGCUAGGCCGGUACCAGUACGAAGCAGAGGGGUUGGAGAAGGGUGAGUGUGGUCUGAGAAUACAUUCAGAAAGUGCCACUGCCGAAGACAUAGGAAAGUGGACCUGUGUGGCGAAGCUGCAAGGAAAGGCGCAGGAAGAACAAGACUUCAUUACGUUGAGAAGGAUUGUUUCAGAUCCCGAUGAAGGAAACCAUGAAGCUCUGGUGACUCUGCAGAAGGGGUCAGAUGUGUAUUUAUCAUGUAGCGCCCACACUGCGCUGGAGUACUGCUGGUUCCGACACCCCAGUGGCUAUCACUUCAGGUUCUCAACAGAGACUGUUCUUUCUGGACUUCUAGAGAACACCCAGCCCCGCUCAUACAACUAUUAUGACACACUGCAUCUGGGAAUAUGUGCUAUUAGAGUGGCUGGCGCAGAUGUCAAUGUGGACUCGGGAGAGUGGACAUGUCAUCUAGGAGUUCCAGGAAGUCCUGAGGAAGACCACUCAGUACCGAUCACAGUAGGAGUGUCAGAAAGUGGUGUUAUAAGCUUGGACAAAGAAGUGGUCUUUUCUAACGGAUUCGCCGUUCUGAAAUGCUACUCAGUUCCUAUAGGAAAACCUCUGCAGUAUUGUCGCUUCCUUCGUCCAGAUGGAAAAGGAUUCAAUGUUGUACCAGGAAACAACACUGUGGUGCUAGGCCGGUACCAGUACGAAGCAGAGGGCCUGGAAAAGGGCGAGUGUGGUCUGAGAAUACAUUCAGAAAGUGCCACUGCCGAAGAUGUAGGAAAUUGGACCUGUGUGGCGAGGCUGCAAGGAAUGGCGCAGGAAGGAGAAGACUUCAUUACAUUGAAAAGGAUUGUAGAACAGCAACAGGAUGAAGGUUUGUCUACGGGAGCCAUCGUUGGAAUUGCGACAGGAGGGGCUGUUGCCAUCCUGCUGAUAGCAGGACUUACCUUUUACUUCGUACGUCGGAAAUCAGCGUAACAAGGAUAAAAUUCUUUAUUAUUCUGUAACCUAUUUUCGUCAUCACAGAUUGGGGUCAAAAUGAAAGUGAACAAGCCUCACCUCAUUUUUGCACGGAAUCCACAUCUUCGGCAAAUUAGUCUGGCAUAUCGUUCGUCCUAAAAUGUAAUGCUUCCUUCGUAUAAAGAACAUUAAGUACUAUGUUAUUAAAAUUAAAGUUAAAAUAUUACUGCAUCAAAUAUUAAAAUAUCAAAACACUGAAGAUUUUACUAUGACGACAUAUUUCUCAUAUCCAAAUUUCCGAAUUCAGGCAGUGUGCUUGGCAUUCUUGCUUAAAUUCUGGAAUUUAUUUUCAGUAUGAUCUGGUGCUGUUGUUCCACUUGUGUAUUCUGCUGGUCUGCGGGUAUGCAUUGUUUUGUUUCCUAUGUUCCUUUUAUUCUUGUGGCUUGAUCAGUGCCAUAUUUCUUUGUAUUGGUGGGUGUCCACAUACUGCUCAACACCUACAUUAGUACUGUCCUUGUCAAUUUAUUUAUUUAUUUACCUUACAUUAGGGAAAUUUGCAAGCUACUACCUACCUUUCUUCUCUCAUAACCCAAAAAGAAAAUAAAAAACAGAGAACAAAAGAGGAUGAUAAAUGUGAAAAAUAUAGUAUAUAUAUAUAUCUAUCUAUAUUUCUCUAAGUGAGAUAAAUACAGGAUUUUCAAUAAGAAUGUUUGUGACAAUUCUUUAAAAUUAACAAAAAUUAGUUCUGGCGAUAUUAGGAAAUGGGUCCAAAUACCACCAUAAUAAUUGAAGGCUUCGUUGUGCCUAGUUUUUGAUCUUAAACAUACUUUAUAUAAAAUGUUAAAUAAGUAAUAAACACAUAGAAUUUACAUAAUUUAUCUGUAUAGACUAUGCACAAAAAAACAUAUGUCAUAAGAACUUGCAAAAUAUUUUUACCUUCAGAAUUAUAACAAAAGAGAUUCCAUAUACCUAAAAAUGAAAUGGAAAGAUCACAUGUACAUGUGACAGAUAUGUUAACUGAAGAAAGCAGUCUUCUGGGAUUUGGCACCGUGUAUAAGUGGUGUUAACCGACGUUUCGGAGGAACGUAUCG